This is a messenger RNA of Mixia osmundae IAM 14324, 3604 nucleotides long. RefSeq lists its product as uncharacterized. The coding region runs from base 187 to 3366 and encodes 1059 amino acids. Gene Ontology annotation, biological process: formation of cytoplasmic translation initiation complex; translation reinitiation. Gene Ontology annotation, molecular function: mRNA binding; translation initiation factor activity. Gene Ontology annotation, cellular component: eukaryotic translation initiation factor 3 complex, eIF3e; multi-eIF complex; eukaryotic translation initiation factor 3 complex, eIF3m. The transcript has 4 exons. Lineage: Eukaryota; Fungi; Basidiomycota; Mixiomycetes; Mixiales; Mixiaceae. The record is from RefSeq and is a predicted model, not a curated record.
GAGCCACCAGCCGGACAGCGGUGUGUCACAAGCAGUAGCCAAGGAUUUGCCUGCCUUCCAAGUGCUCCUGCACGACCAGACAGAGCACGACAACGGACCGGCUGAGUGUAGAGUAAGGACCGCUCGCUCAGCAAGCGCAGACGGAGGAGUAGCCUCGUUGCAAGGGCUGCUCUCCUCUCACGCAUCAUGCCAGUCUAUUCGAGGCCAGAGACGGCCCUGCGUCGCGCAGAAGAGCUCAUCUCCGUCGGCCAACCGUCAGCGGCCUUGUCCACCUUGACAGAGAUGAUUGGCAGCAAAAGGUUCAGGCAGACCCCUCUUGCCUCCCUGGAGCCCAUCAUGGUCAAGUUCCUCGACCUCUGUGUCCAGCUCAAGAAGGGUCGCACCGCCAAGGAAGGCCUGCACACCUACAAGAACGUCGCCCAGAACACGUCGGUAGGCUCCGUCGAGGUCGUGAUGAACCGCUUCAUCGAACGCUCGAAGGCCAAGCUGCAAGAGGCGCUCGACAAGGUCGACGAGCUAGAAGGUCCUGCGCCAGAGAACGCUGCGCCUGCGAGCGAGCAGACCGGCAAAAGCCAGACGACCGCGACCGCUCACGCAGAGCCAGGCACCGUCAAAGCUGCCAUCUCGGAGGAUGUAGAGGAUCUCGAAGCAUCCGAGACGCCCGAGGGACUCCUCCUCAGCGCAGUCAGCGAGGAGAGCUCUCGCGACCGCACCUACCGAACCCUCGUCACCCCCUGGCUAAGAUUCCUCUGGGAGGCCUACCGCACCUCGCUCGACAUCCUCAGGAACAAUGCCCGUCUCGAAGUCGGCUAUCAGAAUAUCGCGUCAGAGGCCUACAAGUUCUGCCUACAGCACGGACGAAAGACCGAGUUUCGUAGGUUGUGCGACAACAUCAAGAACCAUCUCGCGACCUCGCAAUCACCGAAGGCGCAGGCUCAAAACAACUCGAUCAACCUCAAUGAAGCAGAGACUCUGACGCGCUUUUUCGAGACUCGCUUCCAGCAACUUGGCGCCGCCGUUGAGCUCGAGCUCUGGCAAGAAGCUUUCCGAACGGCCGAGGAGAUCCACAAGCUCAUUGCUAUGAGCAAGCGCGCACCGAAAGCUCAUAUGAUGGCUACCUUCUACGACCGUAUGGUCAAAGUCUUUGGCGUCGGCGAAAACUAUCUCUUCCAUGCUGCGGCCUAUGGCAAAUUGUACUCGAUUUACCAGGCGCCCAAGUCAGAAGACGAAGCGACUGCUGCCGCUUCUGCCGAAUCGCUCGCAAGUCUCGUCCUACUCAGCGCGCUCGCCGUGCCCAUCAGUGGCGGUCUUGCGGCUGCAAGGCGCAAAGAUCUCGGUUCAGAGGACGGAGAAGCGGCACGAGGCAAAGUGCUCCAGCUUGUCAAUCUUCUCGGACUCAGCGUUGCGCCCGCUCGCGCCACUCUGAUCAGAGACGCUCUUGCUCGUGGUGCACUCAAGCGAGCCUCGUCCGAGAUCCAAGAACUCUAUGCAAUCCUCGAGACAGACUUCCAACCCCUGCUCAUCACGCGCAAGAUCGGGCCUCUUCUCGCAAAGCUCGCUGCCAACCCGGAUUAUACGCGCUACGUCGACCCGCUCAAAGAAGUCGUCCUCGCUCGACUCUUCCAGCAGCUCGCUCAGGUCUACGAUACCAUCAAGCUAUCUCGCGCCGUCAAGCUUGCUUCUUUCGCAAAGGAUGAAGAUGCGGCACUGGUCAGCUUGCGAUUGGAGCGCUUUGUCACCGCUGCUUGUCGCAGAGGCGAACUUGACGUCACGCUCGAUCACUCAUCCGGUCUCAUCAAGUUCGAUCAAGAUCUCUUCGGUUCCUUCGCAGGCAACGAGGCUGCUUCGCUCAAGUCGCACAGCCUUGAUGUCUUGCAGCCGAUGCCGUCCAUUUUGCUUCGAACGAACCUGAGCAGACUCGCUCAGGGUCUCUAUGCUACGCUGGAUCACGUCGCUCCUGCCGAGUCGAGCCUGACUCAUGCCGUUGCCCGACGCGAAGCUGCAUUGGCGGCAUUAGCUCAACAGGUCCCCCUUGAGCGUCAAGCUUAUCUCGACAGACAGCGCGUCAUUGCCCGUCGCAAAGAGCUUCAUUCCGAGAACGAGGCUCGCAAGAAGGAGGAAGAGCAACAUCAGCGAGCGAUCCGUACGCAGCUUCAGGCAGACGAAGCACAACGAAGAGAGCGAGAAGAUCUACAGAAGCGCGAGCUCGAGAAGCUGCGUAAAUUGCAAGAGCAAAACAGACUUGAGGAAGUCAAGAAGCUCGCUGAGAGCAUGGCCGGUCGUCCCGGUCUCAAGGUCGAUCUGACCAACCUCGAAAGCCUCGACAAAGAUCGUCUGCUGCAAAUGUCAGUCCAGCAGAUCGAGAAGGACAAAAAGGAGAUGGCCGAGAAGCUCAGAAUCGUCGCGAAACGUAUGGAUCAUAUCGAACGCGCUUACCGACAGGAAGAGCAGCCGCUGCUGUCUCAAGAUUACGAGAGACAACAAACGAGAGAUCGAGAGGCGCACGAAUACGCGCGCACCAUGCUCAUCGCUAACUUGAAAUCCAGCCAUACGCAAGAUCUCGCUCUGAAUAAACGCUUGCGAACUGUGCUGUCCGACUAUGAAAGCUUCAAAACUAACGCGGAGAAAGAUAGUCGCGAGCAGCAUGAAAAGAAGCUUGCCGACGCCAAGAUUAAGAUCGAUAAAGAGAAGGCGAAGAGGCGCGCAACCGUCUUGGCAGCACGCGCUGCAGAACAAGCCGAGCGCGAGCGCAAGGAGCGCGAGGCCCGCGAACAAGAAGAACGCGAAGAGGCCGAACGUCUCGGCAUGUCUCCGUUCCUAGAUCUUGCCCUGAAUGCGCUGACGAAACAUAUUGCAGAGAAAGAACGCCUUGCGGCAGAGAAAGAAGCUGCAGCCGAGGCAGAACGCAAGAAGGUUGCGGACGAAAAGGCGAAGCUGGACGCAGAGAUUGCUUUGCGCAAGGCAGAACGGGAGGAGCAACGAGCAAAGGACGCUGCACUGCUCAAGCAGAGGCAGCAGCGCGAGGAAGAGGCCGAGAGACGGCGACUCGAAAAGAACAAACCCAGCUCAGGACAGCCCAUGCGCAUCGCCUCUCGUACGGAAUCGCCAGCAGGUGGCGAGGGAGCAGCGUGGCGAAGCGCAUCUGCUACUGGUGGCCCACCCGCUCGCAGCUUCACCCCACCUGUUCGCAGCCAGGCGUCGACGCCCAGCACGAGCGCUGGCGGCCGACCCCGCAUCGUGCUCGCUCCUCGAACCGUCUCGAGUAGCGAUACACCCAAGCCUACAGUCAAUGGCAAUGCUCCGGCUAAACCAGCGACUGGCACAGAUGCUCCUCGACAGGCUUACAGACCUCCAGGUGCUCGCUGAACUCUUGUAGAAGCAUAUUGCAUUGCAGUCCAUUGUCAAGCUCCUACUCCUGCAUGGAUGAGCGUUCGCCUACCCUGGUCCAGACGGACGUUUCCAUCGCGUCCACAAAGCGGACCUGACUCGCUGACAGAGGCGAUGGGCCGACGGAGCUCUGCGGUGUCGCAGUAGGUAGGCCGCCGUCUUGACUACGCAUCGCAGCAUCAAGAUCGAGCGUGAGCCGAGGCGUCCGACGCGGUGA